UGUGAACAAGGUGAAGCAGCAUCAUUCUUUUUUCCAAAAGGAUUUGACAAAAGUAAAUUUCCGCAGUGCCAUCCAGUAAAAAGCUCAGAUACUAAGGAGUUAAUUUUCGUCAGAGAACAUCACAGCGUUAGAUCCAAGAGCUUGUCUACCAUGAAGGCGUUUCUAACCGUCCUUGCGACCACUUUGCUGGUUGCCAUAGUAUCGGGUCAGAAUACUACGCUACCUGCAACGGAAGAUGAGCCAUUCGUCAACCCAGGAGAGAUCGUUCCUGGGCUCACAAUCCCAUAUCUGAUCAACGCUGCUGGCGGCAUCUGGCAGCAGGAUCGUGUCAUUGAUUCCAUGGCCUAUGCUUGCAGAGAGGUCCUACCUUAUAUAGGUUCGGUAAUACCAGAGGUAGACCAGAGAAGUCUGUAUUGGGGUCCGGUCUGUGAUGACGUCAUCGAAGCUUCUGAUGAUCUAGAUGCCUUUGACGCAACGGGGUGGUGUGAUGAUGACAUAAUCCCUAUGAUAAUGAUCACCAACUUGACGUCCCAGGGCAGUGAUGGAAGAUAUCGCAGACAAGCAGGACCAACCACGGAAUACCCUGAAUCCAUGAAUAAUCCCCUGGAUAUCAUUGAAAUCCUGACCAACAUCACCAGAGACCUCUAUGGAAUCGACAUCAACAUGAUCAUCAAUGACCCAUCUACAAUCAACACCAUCUGCACCAACGUCAAGGAGAAUUUCUUGAGGCCAUCUCUUCAAGAUUUGACCUCUCAGUUCGCGGCUGAGUUGCUGAGUGCGUUGCUUCCCCGGGCAGCUCCACUGUGCCAAGACUGGGAUGGUUUCCUCCAGGACUUCGGGAUAAACUCUACCUCUCCAGAGUAUCCUUUGAUCCAGGAUUUUGCUCGUAUAGGAUCUCAAGCUGUGGGGUACGACAACAGGGAGGAACUCUGUCAAGCUAUCACUCAAACACUCUCCGUCCAAGGUGACAAUGGUGAAGCGAGACGGUCAUUCUCAACGGAUUUAAUUCUCAGCCUUUUAGAAAUCCCGACAAACUCCGCCAGGUGUUCAAUGCUGGCCAAUGGAAUAGUCUAUGACGUCAUCGAACCAGUCAUCAACAUCGGCGACGAAUUAAUGAUUACCGAUGAACAGCUUUACCAGUACACGGGAUUCCAAAGACCGAACCCCCUUGAUUCGCUCUGCAUCUUCGUAGAGAAUGCUUUCACAACUGUGGUGGAUCUACCAGACCCAGUUCCAUUCCGGUUCAUCCCAGACACUAAUCUGACUGUCGAGUUCUUUAUCAACGCCGCAGGGGGAGUAUGGAUCCAGGAACGUACCAUUGAUUCUCUAGCCUUUGGAUGCACUGAGUUCCUGCCAGAUCUUGAGUCCAUGAUACCCGAUUUCCGCACGUUCUCUGCUUUUUAUGAGCCAGUCUGCAGAGAGGUACUUGUAGCAGCCAACGACCUGGCAGUCUUCGACGCAGAGAGUUCCUGUACUGAUUUAACAGCUGUUUUUACUGAUUUGAUAUCCACGGACGACGGCAACAGGAAGCGGAGGCAAGCAGAUAUGGCGGAGGAAGAUAUGUUUGAUUUCAUCGGAAUCCUAAGUAAUACUACCAAAGACCUCUACGGCUUGAACAUCUCCGACCAAUCCACCGUAUGUCCCAAUAUCAAGCAGUUUCUAGAACCAUCGUUACCCGAAGUGGCCACCAGAUUUCUCACUGAGCUGACCAGCGCAGUGCUUCCUCAAGCAGCCCCCUACUUUUGUGAAGAUUGGGAACAGUUCCUUUCAAGUGUCGGGAUCUCCAAGACAUCGCCCCACUAUCCAAUCAUCUACGAUUUGGCAGAUAUAGGAUCUCAAAUGCUUGGACAUGACAGCAGGGAUGCUAUCUGCGAGGCCAUUCAACAGGCUCUAUCAUAUGGACGGGCAGACCGGAAGGCCUUAGGGAGGGAUGCUCUUGAGAGUUUUCUCGAUAUCUUCACCGACGUAGAGAGAUGUAUGAUGAUUGGGAAUGACGCAAUUGAUGACAUCAUCGAACCUUUCUUCGGGAUCGAUGUUCCUGGGUUUGAAGUCACGAGCUACCUGAUCUCUCGAUACACCGGUUACAAUGGAGUUAAAGAUAUCUGCAAUGCACUGGAGACGGCAUUUACCGUGUUAUCUGGGAGUACUCUGACACUGACCAUAACCGGUGAAACCCUUAAUGGCGAAGAACUGAUGUACACAACUGACCUGACCAACAUGGCCUCCCCUGCUUUCAAGAAACUUGAAACAAUCUACUGCGGAGUGGCCACGAAUCAUCUCGAGCGGGAGCUAGGAUCAGAUCUUCGUAGACUGGACUGUGUAGCCAAUUCGUUCAAUCCUGGCAGCAUUGUCGCUGAAUUAGAGAUUCAAGUCUUUGCUACCACCCAAGAUGUGGCUGAUUCUCUCGCUGAAGACGUGGCUGAGCUGUCUACCGGUGAAGGUCUCGUUCUCUCCUCCGAUGGGGACUCCCUGUCCGUAUCAUCGUUCUCGGCUACUCCUAAUUCCGCUACUACCAAUGGUGGGCGGGGCUUGUUAACUGGAGCUAUUAUAGGCAUUGCAGUGGGCGUGGUCAUAGUAGAUGUCGUGGUUCUAUAACUCAUUGGAUACUUCGUCGUUCGCCGCCCAGGUCAAAAACGUUCGACGAUUGCCUGAGAGUACUGCAUUAUUUGGUUGGUUUGUUUGAAUGUGUGUUUGCUUGUCUGUUUCUAGUUUGUGCUGAACUCAAUGUUUUUUGGCUUCAAGCACAUCACGCCAUGUUCAGACUGAAGCCCUUGUGUAUCAUCACCCCUUAAUGCACUAUUAUGUUAAUGCUACGUUGGUAUGUAAAGGUAAUAUAUUGUUUAAUGUUUUGUUUGUUUGCUUCUACU
Messenger RNA from Strongylocentrotus purpuratus (purple sea urchin), 2867 nucleotides. RefSeq lists its product as uncharacterized. The transcript is spliced from 8 exons. NCBI's taxonomy places the organism in Eukaryota, Metazoa, Echinodermata, Echinoidea, Camarodonta, Strongylocentrotidae. The record is from RefSeq and is a predicted model, not a curated record. Bases 151 to 2595 code for a protein of 814 amino acids.